This is a messenger RNA of Anisakis simplex (herring worm), 96 nucleotides long. NCBI's taxonomy places the organism in Eukaryota, Metazoa, Nematoda, Chromadorea, Rhabditida, Anisakidae. The record is from the annotation of a GenBank genome assembly.
AUGAUCACGAGACUGACCUUGCCUAAGUAUAUGCUGCAGAAAGACUUCCAGAUUCCGGAUGCACUGGCCAAAUGCAUACUCGAAGGUAUGGUUUGA